UGAAAAAAUACUACGUUUCGGUUGCUACGUACAUUCUCCGAGUUUACAAGAUAAUUACUGAAGAUUUGUUUGCAGAAAUGGGUGAUAACUUCGGAAUUCAUCGUGGCCCGGCCAAGAAGAAUGUGGAAGCGGUGGAGGAUCGCACCCAGGGCCAGAUUCUGAGCGAUUUCAUGAUGCAGCUCGAAGAAUACACACCCACGAUUCCCGAUGGAGUGACUUCUUACUAUCUAAAUUCGUCGGGUUUUGAGGGCGCAGAUCCGAGAAUCGUUCGCUUGAUCUCCAUCGCGGCCCAGAAGUUCGUUUCCGAUGUGGCAAACGAUGCGCUGCAGCACUGCAAGACUCGCACGAAUAGUGCACCCAGUUCCGGACACGGUUCAUCGAAAAAUCAGAACCAGAAGUCGUCCAAGGACCGAAAGUACACACUCACGAUGGAGGACUUGCAGCCGGCACUGAACGAUUACGGUAUAACCGUUCGCAAGGCGCACUACUUCGUGUAGACUUUGAUUUAAACGUUUCCCGGCACACACUAUAGAAGCAGUGUGGGGUCAUGGUUUACUUUUACAUUAACAUUCUUGUAUAUUUAUAAAUUCCAUAAUGG
Molecule: messenger RNA, 598 nt
Organism: Anopheles nili
Lineage: Eukaryota; Metazoa; Arthropoda; Insecta; Diptera; Culicidae
Product: transcription initiation factor TFIID subunit 10-like
Exons: 3
Coding region: 78-497 (139 amino acids)
Biological process (GO): transcription initiation at RNA polymerase II promoter
Cellular component (GO): transcription factor TFIID complex; SAGA complex; nucleus
Molecular function (GO): promoter-specific chromatin binding; RNA polymerase II general transcription initiation factor activity
Source: RefSeq, a predicted model, not a curated record